CGGAGCGGCCCAGCCUAUGCCCUGUCGGCUGUCUAUUUGGGAGUGGGCUGCUCGCUACUCCACCCACGCCCAGUCAUCGUGGCAUUUUAACGAACUCGUCCACUUCCACCACCGGCACAAUUAACAUUCUAGGUCUCUUCACCUGAGGGCCGCCGUUGUCGCCGUAGCCGCCAUCAUCGUCACCGCUGGCCGCUCUGCACUUGCUCGCUGAAAAUGGCUGCCGGCGAUCUCAUCGAUUUCGACAUCAUCGAGGGGCAGAAGGAGAACAUCCAGUCCUUGCCCGGCGGGCGAUCAGCAAAGAAACUGGCCCAAGUUUUCUCUCCGUCUCCUCUGCACAAGCUCUCGACACCCACGCCCGCUGACACCAAAAACGUCAACGACUGCAUCCGGGCCGAGUACGAGGAAGAGAUCGCCAACAUUUCCGAGUCAGACGAUCCCCUCGACGUGUACGACCGAUACGUGCGAUGGACCUUUGACGCGUACCCCUCGGCGCAGGCCACUCCCCAGUCGCAACUACACACGCUACUUGAGCGCGCCACCAAGGCCUUCGUCGGCUCCGCACAGUACAAGAACGAUCCCAGAUACCUCAAGCUGUGGCUCCACUACAUCAGAUUCUUCGCCGACUCGCCUCGGGAAACCUACGUCUUCCUGUCGCGUCACAACAUCGGCGAGGGCCUCGCACUAUUCUACGAGGAGUACGCCGCUUGGUUGGAGAGUGCCAGCCGCUGGGCGCAGGCUGAGGAGGUGUACAAGCUGGGCAUCGAGCGCGAUGCCCGACCGGUUUCGCGACUGCUACGCAAGUUUGGCGAGUUCGAGCAGAGGCGCGAACAGCAGCCUGCCGGAGCCGACGCCCCCGCAUCGCCGGCGCUCCCUAUCGCCCGACCGGCAUUGGCUGCCAAGAUCGAUCCGUUCGGAGCCACGGCGCGAGCACCAGCAGAUCCUCAAGCUCCGAGGCCGAACAACGGUCUCGGCGGCGGCCAGUCCUCUUCGAAACCCGGCAAAGCUAAGCUUGCCGUCUUCUCGGAUGCGACAGGCUCCGACGGCGGCGGAAGCGCCAUGUCUUCGAUGGGGGAGGGCGCAAAGGGUUGGGAUACUAUCGGGUCGCUGGCGGAUCGCAGGAAGGAAAACGUGAUGGAGGCGAAGCCUUGGGCAGGGGAGACGUUGGCAACUUCGGUCAAGAAGAGCAAUGGUCCGAAGAUGUCUAUAUUCCGGGACCCCUCCUUGGCCAGAAUAGCAGAAUCUCAUAUUGUCAUUGCCCCAUCCAAGCACCAAGUAAUUGUAAACCCGCAGAAUGGGAAGAGAGAGCGCGUCUUCGUCAACUUAGAGGCUGUCUAUCCGACCCCGGAGGAACCGGGGACUGAGCUCAGCUUCGAAGAGAUCUGGGCCGCAAGCCGAGGUUGGCUCGACGUAUGCUGGGAAGACGAGGGUGCCGUCGGAGAACAGCCAGAACCCGCGGGUCUGCCCUCACCAGCCGUGAAGCUGCUCAACAGCCGAGUAGCCGAGAAGCUGGUGAUACACCACGACGCGGCGGAAUUUGACGAAAACGGCGCGGUCAAGGACCGUCCUAAGCCUAGCAAGAGCAAGAAGAAGAAGGUGAUGGAGGUCAACGAGACCCAAAUUAUCAAGGCCAAGUUAGACUCGCCAUCCGGCCCCAAAAUCAAGAAAAAGAAUACCAACUCCGCUUCGGAGCCCACCAUGACGAUGCAUACCAGAGCCGCCACUGAUGAGAUAUACGACAUCUUCAACGCGCCUCUCAAGUCUGCCGAAGAACAAGACGGCGAAAGUGACGAAGAGUAUAUGACGGACGGUGAUUACACUAGCGGUGGCGAGAGCACCGGUACUACAAGACGGAUCUCGACAAGCGAGGCCGGCGAUGAUGAGGAAGAGGAUGAGGCGUCGGAUGCCAAGAGUGAGAGCGAGUGGUCAGAUUUCACAGCACAGAAGCACAUCCCUCGAAUCAGUGGCGAGACCGAUAACGAGGACGAAAACGACGAAGAGGGAAACUACGACGAGCAAAAUGACCCUGACGUGUCGGAUCUCAUCGAUACUCGGGGUCCGGAAGAGGAUGCAGAUACCGACGAUCACGAAGAGGACUCUUCCCCCAGAACCAGGUUCAUUCCGAUACCGCCCGAAGACUACCAGGCGCCUACUCGACCGUAUAGGGACCCGGCCGAGGUGGCUAACAACCGCCUGCCGUUCAUGACACCUAUCACGGAGCGCACCGAAUCGUCGCUCGGCCUCGUCACGGGGGCCAAGCCGCAGUACUUCGAUACCAGGAACCCCCGGGGCAACGACACGCUGAGCAUACAGGUCGAGGAGGAAGGCGAGGAUAACGAAGACUUCGAGCCCCUGAGCAGCCCGCUCCGGGAGGUCCUCAGCAACUCGCGCGCCUCGCCGCCACUCAAGAUCGCGCAGCCCCUGCUCCCGAAGCCGGCGGCCACCAAGGCGGCGGCGGCCGUAGUCGCUUCCGGUGGCGCCGCCGGCACCUUCCCGGGCCGGGCGCAGCGGAAGGCGCCGCUGGCGCUGGCACCGGCACCGAAGGGCCCCAUCAUCACGGACGCUCAGUGCAACCCGGUCGACGCGGCGGUGCGCGAGGCGAUCCUGGCGCGCGCGCACCCGCCGCUCGAGUCGCAGCGCGGCUUCUUCGACCACCGAGGCGAGCGGUUCGAGCGCGGGGGCGAGAUCCGGCGGUUCGCGCGGGCAGCCGCCGCGGCGGGGGGGGCGGGUGUCGGGGCGGCCCCCGUCGUCCUCGAGUUCCCCGAGCUCGCCGGCGCGCGCACCUACACGAUCCGGCGCGAGCUGGGCGCGGGCGCCUUCGCGCCGGUGUACCUGGCGGAGAACUCGGCGCCGGACCUGGACUCGGAGGAGGAGGAGGAGGAGGAGGAGGAGGGAGAAGAAGGAGGAGGGGAGGGCGGCGAGGAAAACGACGAGAACCGGGCGCCGCGGUCGCGGAUGGGGCGCGGGGCGUUCGCGGGGCCGGGGGCGCGCGCGGGGCGGCGCGCGCGGCUCGAGGCGGUCAAGAUGGAGCAGCCGCCGUCGGCGUGGGAGUUCCACAUGAUGCGGCUGGCGGCGGCGCGGCUGGGGGCGGGGGACCGGGCGGCGGCGUCGGUGUCGGCGGCGCACGAGCUGCACCUGUACGCGGACGAGGGGUUCCUGGUGCUGCCGUACCACGGGCACGGGACGCUGCUGGACGUGGUGAACUUCUUCCGGGGGGAGCAGGCGUCGGGGGUGAUGGACGAGGCGCUGGCGGUCUUCUUCGCGAUCGAGCUGCUGCGGACGGUGGAGGCGCUGCACGCGCGGGGGCUGAUGCACGGGGACCUGAAGGUGGACAACUGCCUACUGCGGCUGGACGGGGCGGGGCGGGGGCAGGAGCUGGCGAGCCAGUGGCGCGCGGACGGCUCCGGCGGCUGGGCCGGGCGCGGCGUGGUGCUGAUCGACUUCGGGCGCGGCGUCGACAUGCGGGCGUUCGGCGCGGCGACGCAGUUCGUGGCGGACUGGCGCACGGGCGCGCACGACUGCGCCGAGAUGCGCGAGGGCCGCCCCUGGACCUGGCAGAUGGACUACCACGGGCUGGCGGGGACGCUGCACACGCUGCUGUUCGGCAAGUACAUCGAGACGGUGCGCGCGGACGACGGCCGCGCGGCGCUGCCCGGCACCGCCGCCGCCGCCGCCGCCGCCCGCCGCUACAAGCUCCGCGACGCCCUCAAGCGCUACUGGCAGACCGACAUCUGGGCCGACUGCUUCGACCUCCUCCUCAACCCCGCCGCCCACGCCGCCGCCGAGGACGGCGGCCGCCUCCCCGCCCUCCGCGGCAUGCGCCGCGUCCGCGCCCGCAUGGAGGCCUGGCUCGAGGCCAACUGCGAGAAGGGCGUCGGCCUGCGCGGCCUCAUGGCCCGCGUCGAAGCCAUGGCGGCAGCGCGCGCGCGGAAGCACUGAGGCGGUGACGGCCUCCUCCUUUUUUCCUUUCUCUCCCUUUUUCUUCUCUCUCUUAGAAGAGUCUCCUCGGCCUUGCUCUGCGCAGCCGGCCCCGGCUUAAUACUGACCGCGCGCCCCGGCUUCUUCUCCGGACGCGGGCGAGGAACGCGGCGCUGGCCGCAGUCUACGUUAGGCUCGACGCGGGGCAGGCUGGGCGGAGAUAGGGCCGGCGGAGGAGCGGCGAGGCAGAAUGAUGGUAAUGAGCGGACGAACCGAAGAGAAAGCGGGUCCG
Durotheca rogersii is the source of this 4207-nucleotide messenger RNA. RefSeq names its product Mad3/BUB1 homology region 1-domain-containing protein. Lineage: Eukaryota; Fungi; Ascomycota; Sordariomycetes; Xylariales; Xylariaceae. Gene Ontology annotation, molecular function: protein kinase activity; ATP binding. The transcript has 3 exons. Bases 214 to 3936 code for a protein of 1240 amino acids. Gene Ontology annotation, biological process: meiotic sister chromatid cohesion, centromeric; mitotic spindle assembly checkpoint signaling; protein phosphorylation. The record is from RefSeq and is a predicted model, not a curated record.